Molecule: messenger RNA, 2226 nt
Organism: Nerophis lumbriciformis (worm pipefish)
Lineage: Eukaryota; Metazoa; Chordata; Actinopteri; Syngnathiformes; Syngnathidae
Gene: rims3
Product: regulating synaptic membrane exocytosis 3
Biological process (GO): regulation of membrane potential; positive regulation of synaptic transmission; calcium ion-regulated exocytosis of neurotransmitter
Cellular component (GO): cytoskeleton of presynaptic active zone; presynaptic membrane
Molecular function (GO): transmembrane transporter binding; small GTPase binding
Source: RefSeq, a predicted model, not a curated record
CUGACAAGCUCCGACCUCCUCAUCAUCCUCUUCAUCCUCCUCCUCCUCUCCUCGCGCAGUAUUCCAGCGUCCGCGUCCAAGGCCAGCAGGACCAUGAUGCUCAGCACCUCGGUGGAGGUGUCCAGUCCGGGCGGUCUGAGCGCAGCGGCUCGGAACGUGGUGCGCUCGUCCAGCAUCUCGGGGGCCAUGUACAACCUGGACAAGAGUCCGGGCGGAGGCAGCGGGGGUCCUGAGACCACGUCGCUGGCCGGCAACAAGAAGCGGCGCUCCAGCCUGGGCGCCAAGAUGGUGGCUAUCGUGGGAUUGUCCCAGUGGAGCAAAAGCACACAGCAACUCAACCAACAUGAUGGCGGCACCAAGAAACUGCGCAGCACCAUCCGACGAAGCACAGAGACUGGCAUCGCCGUGGAGAUGAGGAACCGGGUGACACGGCAGGGCAGCAAGGACUCCACCGACGGCAGCACCAAUUCCAACAGCUCCGACGGAACGUUCGUCUUCCCCACCACGCGCCUCGGGCCCGAGAGCCAGUUCAGCGACUUCCUGGAUGGGCUAGGCCCCGCCCAGAUCGUCGGGCGGCAAACACUAGCCACACCUCCAAUGGGGGACGUCCAUGUCGGCAUGGUGGACAGAGGAGGUCAGUUGGAGGUGGAGGUCAACCAGGCCCGAGGCUUGAUCCCCAAACCGGGCUCCAAGAAUACACCUGCGACCUACGUGAAGGUGUACGUUCUGGAGAACGGCCUGUGCUUGGCUAAGAAGAAAACCAAAGUGGUGAAGAAGAACCUUGACCCCAGCUACCAGCAGCCUCUGUUGUUUGACGAGAGUCCUCAGGGCAAAGUCCUCCAGGUAAUAGUGUGGGGCGACUAUGGACGGAUGGACCACAAGUGCUUCAUGGGAAUGGCCCAGAUCCUGCUGGAGGACUUGGACCUCUCCGCCACGGUCAGUGGUUGGUACAAGCUCUUCCCUACCUCUUCCCUGGCGGACCCCAGCAUCGGGCCCCUCGCUCGCCGCCUCUCGCAGUCGUCCCUGGAGAGCGCCACCAGCCCCUCGUGCGCCUAAAGCUGAGUCCCGCCAGCGCUCGUACUGUACAUAGCACUCAAGACUGUACUUGACGAGACACACAUUAGGAAACCCCCAAUCCAUGCCACAUAUUCGACCAGGAAACGUAGCAUUCCCCUCCUCCAUUACCCACGGUGCCAUAACCUGCAUUCCACGGUUCCGCAAUUCCAUACUUUUUAAACUCUCUACGCCAAACGAAGGGAAAAAACUUUAUUUUUUAAAACCAAAGUAAUUGUUAUUGUUGGUGUCGAUGUAGAAGCAAGUAGAGUAUGGAGAUGUAGCAGAGACAAUGACUCCCAGGGCCAAACGUUGACAUAAUGGAAGGCACCACUGCUAUUGUUGUAACAUAUUUAUACAGCUUGCUUCAUGUCUCUAUUGGCUGCAUUCUGCAUGUCUGCUUGCAACCUUUCCUUCAGCCUAAGAUGGUGCCACAUUGUUUCUAUUCAGGGUGGACGCUGGAUAAAAACACCAACACUUUCUGGGAAAGGCGCCUCAAAAGGUCCCCGAUUAUGCAAAACUGUAACAGAAAUACGUGUAAAUCGAGCCUGUUUAUGACCAUCAUCUCCCUCACUUGUUUGCUCCACCUUUGAGGGAAGAGGAGAUUCUCUGCGGAAUUGUUCCAGGUUUUUAUGGCACAUUUUGAAAAAGGACACACAAAAAAAAGAAGUAGGCUUUGCUACACGUCUUAAAAUAACACGUAGAGCUUCGCCACCUGAACUUCAUGACAUCAUGAAGAAAAAAAGCAACAACUUUUGGACAUCAGCUUGAGGACAGCUUUAUGAAAAAUGUUCAUAAAAAAAGCAGGCUUUGCCGCACGUCUUGAAAUCAGACCGAGACCUCCGCCAACUAAUGUUGUUGACGUCAGGAAGGAAAACAUUUAUGACAUCAACUUGAGGACGGCUUUAUAAUUAUUACUUGUUUAAACAGCAGGCUUUGCUACACGUCUUGAAAUCCAACCGAGACCUCCGCCAACUAAUGUUCUUGACGCCAUAAAGGAAAAAAUGUAUGACAUCAACUUGAGGACAGCUUUAUUAUUAAUAUUACUUUUUUAAACAGUAGGUUUUGCUACACAUCUUAAAAUACAACUUAAUGCUCAGCCCAUUGGGGUUUCAUGACCUCAUGAAGGAAAAAUGGACAUGAGCUUGUGGAUAUCUUCCUGAUAUGUAUGUG